Phycomyces blakesleeanus NRRL 1555(-) is the source of this 174-nucleotide messenger RNA. RefSeq lists its product as hypothetical. Bases 1 to 174 code for a protein of 57 amino acids. The record is from RefSeq and is a predicted model, not a curated record. Lineage: Eukaryota; Fungi; Mucoromycota; Mucoromycetes; Mucorales; Phycomycetaceae. The transcript is spliced from 2 exons.
AUGGACCUUUCAAGCUUCAUUAAUCAGCUACAAGCAGACAAACGGUUGACCGAGAAUAUCCAGAAAUUUCUUGGCGCUGACGAUAACGCUUUCAAGUCUCCUGGAUAUCUUCUCUAUAACUAUCAUAUCCAAACGACGGAUCACUUUCUGGAAGAAUGUUCAAUAACAUUGUAA